Bipolaris victoriae FI3 is the source of this 738-nucleotide messenger RNA. RefSeq lists its product as hypothetical. The transcript has 4 exons. The record is from RefSeq and is a predicted model, not a curated record. Bases 1 to 738 code for a protein of 245 amino acids. Lineage: Eukaryota; Fungi; Ascomycota; Dothideomycetes; Pleosporales; Pleosporaceae. Gene Ontology annotation, biological process: arachidonate metabolic process. Gene Ontology annotation, cellular component: membrane.
AUGUCUAGCUUCGGUUGCUCAAUCAAAGACCACUUCGACUAUGUGGUUGGUACUUCGACCGUUCUGAUUUUUAUAGGUGGGCUAGUUGCAAUGGGGGUUUUCCUACUUCAGUGGGGGGCAAAGAAAGCUAUCCAGGAGUUCGAGAACACAGCUACUGGAACUUUCAGCAAGCAAAGAUCAAUAUUGUCCACAAUUAUCAACGAUGGCAGGUACGAUCCGUCAGCCAUUGAGAAAGCUUUCGAGAAAGCCUGUAGCACUCCAAUGAAGAUGUUCAAUCCGCUCAGAACUGAGAGCAAGGUCGCCGUUACGACUCCUGAAGUAAAGCGUUCUCUCGCUCGACUUAUCGCGAAUUACAAUGGGGGCAAGCGCCCGCCCACCCUAGGCUAUGAUGUUGAGCGUGCUCGUCAAGCCCAAGAUGAUGUUACCGUUGGGCAGGCGUAUUUUCCCCCUGUGAGCAUUGGAUCUAUGCUGGUGCAGGACGGUGGUAUCAAACAUAACAUGCCUGCAAAACUAGCAACCUGGGAUAUCAAAUACCUCCUUCUAUCCUUAGGGACCGGCAAUAUGCUUGAGACAUUAAGUAGCCCUCGAAUUCAAUCCGGUAUGUGGUCACCCAUGCUCGAGUCCACCAUCGUUGGACGAUUUGUGAAACGCCUUUGGAAGAUUCUUAUGGACAGCAUGGACGCUCAAGCUGCAUGGAUUGAAUUCUACAACUCAUUGCCUCUACAUCUACGACAUUGA